Knipowitschia caucasica is the source of this 4623-nucleotide messenger RNA. Lineage: Eukaryota; Metazoa; Chordata; Actinopteri; Gobiiformes; Gobiidae. The record is from the annotation of a GenBank genome assembly.
AUGGAUACCCAUAUUAGGUGGAAAGUUAAACGGCGGAUAAGGGACGCUCAACUGACCUUAGCAGUGAUUUUGCUUUUUGUCACAUCGCAAGCAUAUUCAGUGGAACCAGUAGACCUCUUGAAGAUUUUAGACUUUCACAAUUUACCGGAAGGAGUUACGAAAACAACAGGAUUUUGCUCACAUCGGCGCUCAACACAAGGACCUGAUGUUGGCUACCGAGUGUCUAAGGAUGCCCAGCUCUCUGCCCCCACCAAACAGCUAUAUCCAGGAGAUGCUUUCCCAGAAGACUUUUCCAUCUUGGCCACAGUGAAGGCAAAGAAGGGAAGCCAGUCGUUCUUGUUGUCCGUGUACAAUGAACAGGGCAUCCAGCAGCUGGGACUGGAAGUUGGCCGCUCCCCUGUAUUCCUGUACGAGGACCAAACUGGCAAACCCAGCCCCGAGGACUACCCGCUCUUCAGGGGAGUCAACCUGGCCGACGGAAAGUGGCAUCGAGUGGCCAUCAGUGUGCACCAGCAGACCAUCACUCUCAUUUUGGACUGUAAAAAGAAGACCACACAGAAACUGCUCCGGAGCCCCAGCCCCAUUAUCGACACCAAAGGAAUUAUAGUGUUUGGAACUAGGAUACUUGACGAGGAAGUUUUCGAGGGAGACAUCCAGCAGCUAAUGAUUGUAGCAGACCACCGCGCUGCCUACGACUACUGUGAGCACUACAACCCCGAUUGUGAAGUGGCCGCCCCAGACCAGCCGCAGAACCAGGAUCCCAACACCGAAGAUUACAACACCGAGGAUGACCCCUACUACUAUGAAUACCCUUACUACGGAGACGUGGACGGGAAAGCUUCCGAGGCCACGGGUGAGGAAGAGGAGACGACGGAAGACGUAGAGAAGCUGGCAGGUGCUUCUGACAGUGUUGUGUCCAAAGUGGAGGAGGUCUUACGAGGCAGCGGCGCUGGCAGCGCCGGAAAAAUACUCACGUCCAUCUCCACCGGCACCAGCACCGGCACCGGCACCAGCAGUGGCACCGGCUCGUCAUCAUCCGGUUCUUCUAGCAGCUCCUCGGCCUCUUCAUCCUCAUCAUCCUCAUCCUCCUCCUCGUCCACCUCAACGACAGGAGACAAAGCCUACGCGGAAGAAGUCAGCCCUUACGACAGCUACGACAGCUACAACUCGUACUACGACGAACCCACGGCCGCCCCAGAGAAGGACACGACUCGGCGCGUCACCAUCACCAACAUCGGCACCGGAGGCGAUAUCGACAUGGCCAUCGGCUCCAAGGUGGAUCUGGAGGCGGGGAGCGUCGUAGGAGGCGGAGCUGGAACCAUAAUCAUCACAACCAACAAGACCACGGUUGGAGACGCCUAUGAUUACGGCGAUGGAUACGACUACAACAUCGACGGCUCUUACACGACAGGUGGAGGUGGAGGUGGCGGCUCUUCGGUUCACUUCGGCGGUGGUGGAGGCGGCAGCAGCAGCAGUAGCAGUAGCAGCAGUUCCACCAUCACUACUGGAGGUGGCGCUGCAGGCGGUGGCUCUGUCUCAGUUGGUGGAGGUUCUGUCUCCGUCGGUGGAGGUUCGGUCUCCGUCGGUGGAGGUUCUGUCUCGAUUGGUGGUGGUUCUGUCUCUGCGGGAGGGGGUUCUGCCAGUGCCGGUGCUGGGGCUGGGGCUGGUGGGUCCGUUGCCACUGGAGACGGACUGGGCCUCGACGACAAGCUGGACUACGACAUCAAGAAGUUCACAGAGGAGGACAUCACCGACUACACUGACAGUGAGCUGGACGCGUUUGGAGACUACGGGGACGAUCUGGAUUAUGGACAGAAAGAGAAAGAGCUCCCUGCUGAGACGGAUGAGUAUUAUGGCCAGAUUGAUGGUUCUCGUGGAGAAAAGGGACAGAAGGGUGAGCCUGCUGUCAUCGAGCCAGGAAUGCUGGUAGAAGGUCCACCGGGGCCUGAGGGGCCAACAGGUCUCCCUGGACCCCCGGGUUCUCCAGGUGGUCCAGGCAGCCCUGGAGAUCCCGGAGAGAGGGGGGCUCCAGGUCGGUCUGGUCUUGCUGGUGCUGAUGGUUUACCAGGACCUCCAGGAACUGUCCUAAUGUUGCCUUUCAGGUUCAGUUCUGGAGGUGACUCUGGGCAAAAGGGACCAGCGAUGUCGGCUCAGGAGGCUCAGAUGCAGGCCAUCAUGCAGCAGGCCAGGCUGGCGAUGCGAGGCCCAACUGGUCCGAUGGGUUUAACGGGUCGUUCCGGUCCACUUGGACCUCCCGGUGUCCCAGGUCUGAAGGGUGAAUCAGGAGAAGCCGGGCCACAGGGACCGAGAGGACCCCUGGGCUCCGCGGGACCUCCUGGAAAACCCGGCAGAAGGGGCCGAUCUGGAGCUGAUGGAGCGAGAGGCAUGCCAGGCCAGUCUGGACCAAAGGGAGACAGAGGCUUUGACGGCCUGGCUGGGCUUCCAGGUGAAAAGGGACAUAGAGGGGAAUCUGGACCUUCGGGGCCCCCGGGAUCACCAGGCGAGGAUGGAGAAAGAGGCGAUGAUGGAGAGAUCGGACCCCGGGGACUUCCUGGUGAACCUGGACCUCGUGGUUUGUUGGGACCAAAGGGACCUCAAGGACCUUCUGGACCUCCCGGCGUGACUGGAUCAGACGGACCACCGGGACCAAAAGGAAACAUCGGUCCUCAGGGAGAGCCAGGACCCCCCGGACAGCAAGGGAACCCCGGUGCUCAGGGACUCGCAGGACCACAGGGAGCCAUUGGACCCCCAGGGGAGAAGGGUCCCACAGGAAAACCAGGUCUACCAGGAAUGCCAGGAGCUGAUGGUCCUCCCGGUCACCCCGGGAAGGAAGGCCCCCCUGGAGAAAAAGGACAUUUGGGUCCCUCUGGUCCUCAGGGUCCGAUCGGUUACCCUGGACCUCGCGGAGUCAAGGGAGCCGAUGGUGUGCGUGGCCUUAAAGGAGGCAAGGGCGAGAAAGGAGAAGACGGCUUCCCAGGGUUUAAAGGAGACAUGGGCAUCAAGGGCGACAGGGGUGAACUUGGACCAGCUGGACCCAGAGGCGAGGACGGCCCUGAAGGUCCAAAGGGCCGCUCAGGUCUUCCAGGAGACCCAGGCCCUCUUGGAGGUACUGGUGAUAAGGGUAAACUUGGUGUUCCGGGGUUGCCUGGAUAUCCAGGAAGACAAGGACCAAAGGGAUCUCAAGGAUUCCAAGGAUUCCCUGGAGCCAAUGGAGAGAAAGGAACUCGAGGAACAGGAGGAAAACCUGGCCCACGCGGACAGAGAGGGCCAACGGGACCUCGCGGAGAGAGAGGGCCCAGAGGACCAACAGGAAAAGCCGGACCAAAGGGUAACUCUGGAAAUGAUGGUCCACCAGGACCUCCUGGUGAACGGGGUUUGCCAGGACCUCAAGGACCAACUGGAUUUCCUGGUCCAAAAGGGCCGCCGGGACCUGCAGGCAAAGAUGGACUUCCUGGACAUCCUGGGCAAAGAGGAGAGACUGGGUUCCAAGGAAAGACGGGCCCUCCUGGUCCACCAGGUGUGGUUGGGCCUCAGGGACCAACUGGUGAGACUGGACAAAUGGGUGACCGUGGUCAUCCUGGACCUCCAGGCCCUCCUGGUGAACAGGGUCUAAAUGGAGCUGCUGGAAAAGAAGGCGCAAAGGGUGAUCCUGGUCCUGCUGGCCCUGCUGGUAAAGAUGGACCACCUGGACCAAGAGGUUUCCCUGGAGAGAGAGGCCUGCCUGGUCCGGUGGGAGCUCAUGGACUGAAAGGAAAUGAAGGUCCCCACGGCCCACCUGGUCCUGCAGUGAGUACAGCCUGCAGAUGGGUUCUCCUGGUGAACGUGGUCCAGCUGGCCCUGCCGGACCUACUGGACUUCCCGGACGUCCUGGACCUCAGGGUCCACCAGGCCCAUCUGGAGAAAAGGGUGGACCGGGUGAAAAAGGACCUCAAGGCCCAGCUGGAAGAGAUGGCAUUCAGGGACCAGUUGGUCUUCCUGGACCCGGAGGUCCCCCUGGACCACCUGGGGAGGAUGGAGACAAGGGAGAGCUUGGAGAACCUGGUCAAAAAGGAGGCAAAGGUGACAAAGGAGAACAUGGUCCCCCAGGUCCAACAGGCCCACAGGGCCCUGUCGGAGCACCCGGUCCUGCCGGCGCAGACGGAGAGCCAGGUCCCAGAGGACAACAGGGUCUGUUUGGUCAGAAGGGAGAUGAGGGCACAAGGGGUUUCCCUGGACCUCCGGGCCCAGUUGGACUGCAGGGUUUGCCGGGUCCACCUGGUGAGAAGGGUGAAACUGGAGAUUCUGGAAAACAGGGUCCACCUGGGCCUCCAGGACCCAGAGGACCGUCUGGUCCUCCUGGAGCUGAUGGUCCUCAAGGACCUCCUGGUGGUAUUGGAAAUCCUGGUGCCGUCGGAGAGAAGGGAGAUUCUGGUGAAGCCGGAGAGCCUGGACUACAAGGAGAACUUGGUCCUCCUGGACCAAGAGGAGAACGAGGAGAGAAGGGUGAGGCAGGCCCGGCAGGAACAGGUGGGCCUCCUGGCCCUAAAGGUCCCCCUGGAGAUGAUGGUCCCAAAGGAAGUCCAGGUCCAAGUGGUUUUCCUGGUGACCCUGGUCCUCCUGGAGAGCCUGGUUCUGCCGGUUUAG